UAUCCUGAUACCGCCCCCUGGCUUCCGCCGCCUGGGCUGGACUCAGCUCUCCGCGGAAUGGCCGGGCGGACGGACCGGGCGCCGCUGCUGGACUGGGCUGAGGGUCCGGGUUUGAGUCCGGUUCCCGAAGUCGAGCAGACGGACAAGUGGCCCCGUGGCUACGGAGCUAGCUGGAGUCGCCAACCCGCGGGGGAGGUAUCCCCGCCACUGCCGCAGCUAGAAGACGAUCACAUAAUAGCGGUUUUUGUGGUCACCUUCGAUCCACGCAGCGGUAACAUUGUAGAAUGGUGCUUGCCUCAAGAUAUAGAUCUAGAAGGUGUCGAGUUCAAGUCCAUGGCCAGCGGCUCCCAUCGCGUUCAGUCCGAUUUCAUUUACUUCCGUAAAGGUUGCUUCUUCGGCCUGGCAUGUUUUGCCAAUAUGCCUGUGGAGAGUGAGCUGGAGAGAGGAGCUCGUAUGAAGUCAGUUGGCAUCUUGUCUCCGUCCUACACACUUCUGUACCGCUACAUGCACUUCCUAGAGAAUCAAGUUCGACACCAACUGGAAAUCCCUGGGCACUACACGCCAUUGGAGGCCUUCUAUGAAGACAAGAAGGGGAUCUUGCCAGCUGGGAUGGGCACACAAGGCUGCCAACCUACAGUGCAUUGGCUAUCAUCUAUCCACAAGCAUAUGUACCCAGAGAUGAAGAUUACACAUCCUGCCGGCUGCAUGUCACAGUUUAUUAAGUUUUUUGGGGAGCAGAUAUUCGUCCUCUGGAAGUUUGCUCUGCUCAGGAAACGCAUCCUCAUAUUUUCACCCCCUCCCGUCGGUGUUGUAUGCUAUCGAGUAUAUUGCUGCUGCUGUCUUGCUAAUGUUACCCUCCCGGGCAUUGGAGUGACUGCCCCGGAGUGCAAGCCAUUCUUCUAUGUGAACGUGGCAGACAUAGAGACUUUAGAUGACGAGGUUUCUUAUGUAGCUUGUACCACAGAGAAGAUAUUUGAACAGAAACAAGAUCUCUAUGAUGUUUACGUUGACAACCAAAAUGUGAAAACGCACGUUGACCACCUCCAGCCCCUCCUGAGGAUCAACAGCGCUGAUAAAGAGAAGUAUCGAAGGCUUAACGACCAGAGGCAGCUUCUGAUGUACACACAAGAAGUGGAUGGUGACUGCAGUUCCUGUGAGGAGGAUCUUUUUAUUCUCUUCUUUAUGGAGCAAAACAACCGAAUAUUUCAGACCCUCCUGGAGGUAGCAGCUAGCCAGGACAAGACUCUGACAGCUGACCAUGCUCGCAGCAUGGGCCUAGAUCCACAGGGUGACCGAUGCUUCCUCAUGGACCUUCUGGAAGUUUAUGGCUUUGAUCUCAUGCUGGUUAUUGACAACCCCUGUUGUCCGUGACACUCCUCCAAGGGACCAAUGUGGAGAGCCUCCUCUUCUUUCUUGUAAAUAAUCUGUGUAUGUGAAACACUCAGACUGCGCCACAUAUGAAGAUGAGAUGCUUGAUGGGAGCACCUUCACCUGCCCUGGAGUUGAACACACACGACAUGCAAUAAUAACACUCCAGCUGCUAGGAUCCGACAGAUAAUUCCACUAUUAAAUAUUUAUUUAAGGGAACAAUCAUCUUAAAAGGCACAAGUUGUAAGAAUGAAUUUAUAGAGAUUUUUUUUUUGUCACCUAAAUACUUCAGUCAUUCUGGCAUCAACAUUUCUGCAUCAAAUGUACAUAUUUAAUAUUAUUAUUACAUUAAAUCCAACAAAUGAAACGGGCAGAUAACUCACAGCCUUACUAAAUAAAUAAAUAUGAGUCCAUUUUUUUCUUAAUAUUUUAUAAUGGAUUCAGGAAGAUAGUUAAGUAAGUGAAGUAUAUAUUAAAGAGAACAGACUGUGGCUGUGUCCAACGGUAUUAAUUACUGAAAAUUAAUAUAAUAUCUUAGCAAUUUUUCACAUAUCGCCUGCAGAGAGAGCUGGUCUGGCCCUAUGUCCAAUACUGUCUGUCCUGCCACGUGGAUUCAAUUGCAAUUAUAUGAUCGAGUACCCAGGAGCGAGGUAAAACUAUAUGUAAAGUUUAUGAAAGAGAAAGUUAUAUAUUUUGGCCAGUGUCCAUAUUUAUUUGCUUUGUGCUCUUUAAAUCCCAUCUCUCUCCUCUUUUAAAUGUAGAUAUUUUAAAAACAAAAAUGCAAUUUCGACAUUUGUUAGCAGAACUGAGCCUAUGAUUUCUGAUCUACUAAACUUAUGCUUCAAUAUGUUUUCAAGGAACAAAGAGCCUAAUGUAUUUUGUCACCCUGUUUGAGUUUACAAACAUAAUUUAUUACGAUAGAUCUAAGAGAUGUCAUUAAUAUUUGUUUUAACACAAUUCUAAAUCCAUCUUUCUGCAUUCCUUGUGAAUACAGCAAGGCAUUGGGUAGUAUAUUUUAAUGUAAAUAGUCACCAUUAGUGAUCUAAUUAUUUCAUUAACAAGUCUGUUCCAUAAUCGAGUUUGAGGAAAAUUGCAUCCACGAUGAUCUUUGGCGAAUAUGUAGCCUUAGUGACCUUAGGCCAGUGGCUGAAUUGACUGUUACAGUGAAGUUGUAUAUAUUUAAUGUCUUGAUUAAUGGGCCGCACCUGUCAUCUCAUUUUUUAUUUGAUGCCUAUCUUGUGGAUUUUUAACAGAAUAUGAAAUCUUUCAACAACUUCUGCACUUUUAAGAUGGUUUAAUUUAAUAAGAGUAAAGGUGGAAUUAUCUGUCUGCAAUCAGUGAUCUCUGUGCUCUGACCAGAGCUGUCAGACUCAUCCAUAAACUGAGAAAUCGGUCUGAGCAACCACAAGGACCAAAUUGAUUGAUUUCCCAGUGCAACACGGGAGCUAAACCACUGGAAUUUGUUUACUUUUUGAGAUUUUAUGUCUAUAAAAUGUACAUGGUUUUUACAGAGAAAUAUCUUGAGAUGAAGGGAUAAAUUAAUUUAUUGAAAUAAUUAUAAUACUAUGUGCUGCUCUCUUCUUAUUCUAAUCAAGUUCUGCACUGUGCUUGCAUCAGAGGGAAGGGUUCUAAGCGGAAUAUUUGUAGAGCCUCUUCUACUGCCUAUACACUUACUAUAUUCCUAUUCAGUUGCUGAAGAAAUCUAAUGCCUUUCCAAAGAGGAAGAAAGUAUAUAAAUACAUUAUUUUUAAAGAGUUGGCAGAAACCUUUUAUGUAAUCUAGUUGUGAUAUGAGGUCAUUCUUUAUGUCAAAAUGCUUAGAAACAAGCAGAUGGAUGCAGUUUAAGUGAUAGCAUGUUAUUUUUCCCUAAAGAAUGUUAGAUUGGAGUGGAAACAAAGCUAUGAAAAGAAAAAAAGAAAAAAUGAGAACGGUUAAUAUAGUGAUUUAAGACUAGAAAUCUAGAAUCUAUAUUUUGCUGGUUUAUUUAUUAAAUAGCAAUAGUUGUAUGUUAAAUGUUAGCAUUUGUCACUGUCUAGGCCCUCACCUUAAUGUAAGUAUCAUGAGCCAAGUACUGCAUCAUAUCCAGCUUAAGCAUUGAAAUGUCAGAGCAAAUCUGCUUUUUAUUUUAAAAUAUGGCAUUUCAAAUGUGGGGAUUUUAAAUGUUGCAAAGAUAAGGUUAAGUUUAACCCCCAGGCUAGCAAAUGACCCAAAACAUAUGGUUUAUUAACUAAUUUACUGAAAUUAAGAUUUAAUGUUAUAAUAUUUUAUAACCAAAGAAUUCAGAUAAAUGCUUAGACCCCAUACUUUUUAAUAUGUAGCUUUUACUUUUGUGAAUAAAUUUCAAUGUCUCCUACAAAAAAAAUCAAUAUUUUUUAUACCUAAAUAUUUCAAGAGAUUAAUCACUGCUGUCAAAAUGUAUAAGAAUGUAGGUUUCUUCAUUGCAUUCCAGGUUCAAAUGUUACCUGUGAUAUUGAUAAUAUAUGGAAAAGUUUAACCUGUCUAUUGAGUAUUGAAGAAAAUAGGCAUCCUUACAAGAAACAAGAAAGCGACCCAUAUCUAAUAUAUCUUUUCGAUACCUUUUUCUAAGCGUAGUUGUUUAACUAUUGACCUUUAGUAGUGAUAUCACAUAUUCUAGGAGAAUUUGUUAUACAGCUGCCUUUGUAAAUAAUAUGGUGUCUAUAAUUUUAUGUUGCACAAUAAUAUACUGUUUAAUUAUUGCUAAAUUAUUUCAGCAUAAAAGAGACUACAGUUUGUGGAUAUUCUUUGUCAUCAUGCACAUACUGUUUUAGUAGUCAGGGGCAAGUUGUUGCCCAAAGGCAGAGAAUUUCCAGACUCUCUUAUUUAUGUUCUAGAUUCCGUAUAGUUCCAGCCACUGACGUGUGUACAAUGGUUACGCCAGCUUUUUGUUACUUGCGGUACAAGUAGGGAUUGUAUUUUAUGUAAUGUGCCUGAUAUCACGCGGGUGAAAAAUAGUUGGAAACAGGGUUAUGAAUGUAAAUAUGAAGUGUGUUUGGAUAUUUCAUGCAACUGUGCAUAGCAUGUGCUGUUGUCAGAGUAUUAAAGAAACUACUUCUUUUUUUUGUAAGGGACUAAAAUGUCUAAACACUUAUGAUUAAUGGUCUUUUUUUCAUGGUGUGUGCACUUUGCCUUACAUCUGUGAACAUUUUAAAUUUAAUCAAUGCCACAAUUUCUUUUAAUGGAAUUGGGGUGUUAUUGUACACUGUCCCUUUAAGUCAAAACUAACGAGUCUUCCCUUUAAUUUGUUACCUGCUGGUGUGUAUUAAAGGACCACUAAACACAGAAGAAUAGCAUGAUCAAUAAAUGCAUAAUAAAUAGUUCAUGCAAAAGCACUUGGUUUGAAUUUCAUGCAAAUAGUAGUUUUUUUCUCUUCCCUCUGCAUCAUGUGACAGCCAUCAGCCAAUCACAAAAUACAUAUACCUAUAGUCUGUGAAUCUUGCACAUGCUCAGUAGAUGCUUGUGUCUCAGAAAGUGUGCAUAUAAAAAAAAUGUGCCUAUUUAGAUAAUGGAUAUGAAUUGAAAAGUUGUUUAAAAUUGUGUUAUAUCUGAAUCACGAAAGUUUAAUUUUGACUUUAUUGGUCCUUUAAAUUGUUUACAGACAGCCCUUUUACCUUUAUUUUAUCAUUAGAAAUAGCAGAUUUUGCCUUUUGUAUCCACACCUAUGCUGUAAAUUUAAAUUCUAGUUAUAGAAAGGCUAUGUAAACAAGGGUUAACAAUUCAUGCUCCCUGGUGUGUGGCAGGCAGAGAAAUACUAACGUUAAUUUUCCAUUGUUUUCUCUACGUAUUUGUCUCACUGUGUAUACAGUGAGAGAAGGAGAAUUUUGUGUAAAUGUAGAGAGAUAACCUUAUGCAUUCUCCUCUCCUUCCAAGCACAGCUUUUUUGAGGUUGUAGUUUAUUUUUGUAUAUGAAAUGCCUGAAGUCAAACUAAAAUUUGCAUGAGUGCAUUUACAUUUUAAAUAAAAAUGUAUUUGCAAUAUACUUUAGCAAAAAUGCUAGUAAAAGCAAAGAUGGUUUGUGGCAUAUGCACAUAUCCUGCUAUGCUGUCUGCACCAUUCUUGCAUAAACAGUGCAUAUGUGGUGGUGUGUAUGGCAUCAGCAAUGAUUUCAUUUGUAUGAUACAAUACUGAGCAUGCCUGGUGAGUGUGCACAUUGCAUUCCCAGUAGACAUUCAUAUGUCAUUGCAAAAAUGCUUCUACACAAAAUCGAAAUACUCGUGCACAUUUCAGUUUUGACUAUAAUGUCCCUUUAUUCAGUGUGCCACAGUCUGAAUUUUGUUCUUUAUACAAUGAAGCUGUAACUCAAAAUUACAUUUUUGAUUGGCGUGAAGUUUUCUUUUAGACCUCUUUAAAGCUGUCCGAAACGCCCGCGGCUGCACUUUGUAAUCCUGUCACAAACAUCGAAGAUAAUCUAGCCAAUUAAUCGAUUAAUCCUUUCCCCUUGUCUUGUAUAUAUCAUUAAUUCUAUAUACACACAUUUCCUGUUCAGCUCUAAUAAUGUACAUAAACCUUUUGUGUUGUCUUAUUGAUUAAAAUAUGUAAAGUGUAACAGAAUCUUAUUUAUAAAAUGUGUAUAUUUUGAAUAGA
This is a messenger RNA of Bombina bombina (fire-bellied toad), 5970 nucleotides long. RefSeq names its product DENN domain containing 11 (gene DENND11). The coding region runs from base 58 to 1371 and encodes 437 amino acids. The transcript is spliced from 9 exons. The record is from RefSeq and is a predicted model, not a curated record. NCBI's taxonomy places the organism in Eukaryota, Metazoa, Chordata, Amphibia, Anura, Bombinatoridae. Gene Ontology annotation, cellular component: cytoplasm.